CUGUCACACGGGGCAGCGAGUCCGGGACAGCGGAGCAUCGCGCGAUGUAUUGUCUGACAUGAAUAACGGGUGUGUUUUGACAAUUGAAACGCCUUGAUCGCGGAAAGCAUUCCGAUGCUAUGACAGUCGCUUCUCUUAAGGUAUUUCGUAUACCUUUAUUUUAACUAUAGACUGUAUUCUUGUUUGUUGUUAUCCGGAUACAGCUCAUUGCAACAAGUGGAAUUUUGGUGUGCGAUCCAGCUGUCAUGGAGGAGCAAAAUGAUCAAAACAGUCGUGAUUCGACUGAAUCUGAGAGCGUCUCGCUCUCACCCAAUAUACCAUCCCCUCCGAUUUUACCUCACCAGGCUGCGCAGCAAGCCCACAGACCCACGAACUUUUUCAUCGACAAUAUUCUACGGCCAGAUUUUGGCUGCAAGAAAGAUCUUGGGAGUAGGGACCGGGCGCAAACCUCGGGUAGGGAGAAUGUUAACCCUAUGGUGAUAAGGCCGUCGCAUAAUAGCAGCCUUUGCCAGGAUUCAAACUGCAGUAGUGACAGCACUUCUUCAUCCUCGUCUUCUUCGCCAUCCUCAAAGCAGACCUCUGCGAAGCUUGUCGAGGGAAAUGGAACUACCACAGCAAGGUACGGGGAGAAUACGACGUCGAUAAAGGUGGUGAACUCUAACGGGGGAACUUCGCAAGGAAAAGAAUCGCAGCCUAUACUAUGGCCUGCGUGGGUUUACUGCACCAGGUACUCGGACAGACCUUCAUCUG
This is a messenger RNA of Sinocyclocheilus grahami, 750 nucleotides long. Its product is annotated as homeobox protein engrailed-1-like. Gene Ontology annotation, biological process: neuron differentiation; regulation of transcription by RNA polymerase II. The annotation marks the transcript as partial. Gene Ontology annotation, molecular function: DNA-binding transcription factor activity, RNA polymerase II-specific; RNA polymerase II cis-regulatory region sequence-specific DNA binding. The transcript has a single exon. Gene Ontology annotation, cellular component: nucleus. Lineage: Eukaryota; Metazoa; Chordata; Actinopteri; Cypriniformes; Cyprinidae. The record is from RefSeq and is a predicted model, not a curated record.